CAAAUUUUCAAUUCAUUUUCCUCCCAACCCCUCUUCCUAGUUCCUCCUCUUCUCUCCUCCUUUUCCACCUCCACCUGCAUUCCCUAUCAAAACCCUAGAUCUCAAAUCUAGGGUAUUGUUCUUACUUCACAUUUUCCCUUGCAAUUCUAGCCUCUCUGUUACUACCUCAGCUUCUGAUUCUUCUGCAUUUUGCUUUCCCUCUUCUGGGUCCCUGUGGCUGCCGCUGUUCUAGCUCUGUACAUCACUUGUUUCUGGGUAAAGAUCAAAUUUUUACUGGGUUUUUUCAGAUUCUUCUCAGCUUGAACAAAAACCCUUCCUAAACCCCAGUCCCCUAGCUCACUGGGUUACUCCAUCUUCAAGAUUUGGGGUUAAAGUUCUGAUCUUUACCCCCUCUUCUUGACUUCUGAGACCUCCAAAAUUGGGGCAAAGCUUUUCAAGGUUCAACCUUUGAAGUUGUUUCUGAGUGACUAGUCUGCUUGGUAAAUGCAUGGAUGGGAGAGAAGCCAUGGCCAUCUCUGGUGCUCAAGCUUCAUACUACAUCCAUAGAGGAGGCCAUGGUGGGUCUUCUCCUGGAUCACAGAUUGCUGGGCUGCAUGCACCACCUGGGUUCAGGCCCAACAACAACAACAACAACAACAACAACACUGCCUUCCAGCAGCAGCAACAACAACCUCAGUCUAAUGUGAGAUCAACAUUCUCAGCUGAGCCUUCAAGACCCAAUUACCCUCAUGACAUUAGCACAGGUGUUUCCCCCGGAGCCCCUUCAGGUGAGACUGUAAAGAAGAAACGAGGGAGGCCCCGGAAAUAUGGGCCUGGGACUGGUCUUGGUUCUGGUUCUGGACAGGGUCCUGAUACCCCGGUUUCGCUGGCAUUGUCUCCAAUGUCUUCCACUCCUAAUCCUACUACUCCAGGAUCAACCUCUCCGACUCCGAAAAGAAACAGAGGAAGGCCACCUGGGACUGGCAGGAAACAGCAGUUGGCUAAUCUUGGGGAAUGGAUGAACAGUUCGGCUGGACAGGCCUUUGCACCCCAUGUUAUCACCAUCGAAGCUGGAGAGGAUAUUGUAGCAAAGUUAUUGUUAUUUUCGCAACAGAGACCUAGGGCACUAUGCAUCUUGUCAGGAAAUGGAACAGUAUCUUCAGUAGCACUGCGUCAUCCUGCAUCAACUGGUGUCAGUGUCACAUAUGAGGGUCGUUUCCAGAUAUUAUGCUUGUCAGGUUCUUACUUGGUUGCUGAGGAUGGUGGCCCCCGCGAUCGAACAGGGGGGAUAAGCAUUUCCCUAUCAAGUUCUGAUGGUCAUGUCAUUGGUGGUGCUGCGGCUAUGCUUAUUGCAGCAACUCCAGUGCAGGUUGUGCUUUGCAGUUUUGUAUAUGGUAGCUCCAACAAGAUCAAGAACAAGCCAGUGGCUGGCCCCAAUAGCAGCGAGAGUUCUGAUCCUCAGCACAGUGAGAAGUUACCUUCACCGUCUACAACUCCACCUACCCAAAAUUAUGCUCCAUCUACAGCAGGUAUUUGGCCUGGGGGGCGGCUAGUUGAUGCAAGAAAUGCUCACACGGGUAUUGAUUUGACUCGCGGAUGAAGAUAGUGCUGCAACACACAUGCACCAGUUUUGUAUAUAUGUGUUGUUGUAAAUCAAUUGAAUCUGUGAGAAUUGUUCAAGUCUGCUAACAUAAUCUGUGGCAAAAGCUAGUUUGAGGAAAGUUUCAGGUAAUGUGGGGUCCAAGUAGUGUGGGGAUUAAGACACAUCUCAUCUGUAGCAAGAAAUUCUUUCAGCCUUUUAAUUGAAACUUCCUAUGAAA
Messenger RNA from Argentina anserina (silverweed cinquefoil), 1799 nucleotides. Its product is annotated as AT-hook motif nuclear-localized protein 5. Gene Ontology annotation, molecular function: minor groove of adenine-thymine-rich DNA binding. The record is from RefSeq and is a predicted model, not a curated record. The coding region runs from base 488 to 1579 and encodes 363 amino acids. The transcript is spliced from 5 exons. Lineage: Eukaryota; Viridiplantae; Streptophyta; Magnoliopsida; Rosales; Rosaceae.